This is a messenger RNA of Helianthus annuus (common sunflower), 1430 nucleotides long. RefSeq names its product BOI-related E3 ubiquitin-protein ligase 1. Gene Ontology annotation, molecular function: ubiquitin-protein transferase activity. The coding region runs from base 285 to 1283 and encodes 332 amino acids. Lineage: Eukaryota; Viridiplantae; Streptophyta; Magnoliopsida; Asterales; Asteraceae. The transcript has 5 exons. The record is from RefSeq and is a predicted model, not a curated record.
AAUUCUCAACCUCCAUCCAUCAUCUUCUCCCCGUUUGCGUAACCACCACCGCACCGUUCAAUUAUUUCUCCCCCAUCACCUUUCCCUAUGCCACACCAUCCCACACCAUCCCACUUCUUCAAUCAAUUACUCUCUCUCUCUCUCUCUAUAUUCAUUCACCACUUUCUCUCUCUAAAACCACCUUCAUUAUUAUUCGUAACCUCUACGCUUCCAUCUAAUCGCCAGCCACUCGUAUCUUGUGACGUUUUUCUCUCUCAGGUUGUCCGUGUACUGUUUACUUAAAGAUGUUGGGAGGAAGUAACACCAAUUCAUUAGUCCCUGUCUUCCUUGAUGAGAAUAUCUUUCAGUAUCCUUCAAACCAAUUGCAGCUAUUUGGUAACGGAGUACCAGCCGCCCAUAAUGUUGAGCAGAUAAAUUAUUCCGGUAAAGACCAUAAUACCCCUGUAUUCCGGUCCCAUAAACGCCCAAGGGAAGCUGAAGCUAAUUUAAUGCAGAAGAAGCUACAGAUAUCAUUGAACCAGAAUUUUUAUAAUGAAGAAUCUGAUCGGCCAUCAACCAUUCAAAACCCACAUCAUGUAUCUACUGGAUUAAAGUUAUCAUAUGAUGAUGAGGAACGCAACUCAUCAAUCACAUCUGCAAGUGGAAGCAUGCCAGCAGCACCAUCAAUUAUGUCUUCUUUUGGUGAGAGUGUCACAACUGAACUUGAUCGACAAAAUGAAGAACUCGAAAGAUACAUUAUGCUUCAGGGAGAUAUUAUGGUUAAAGGAGUAAAGGACAUUAGACAAAGACACAUGUCUUCAUUUCUGGCUUCUAUCGGUAAAAGCAUAGACAAGCAGAUGCGUGAAAAAGAUCUCGAAAUAGAGACAAUAAACCGUAAAAACAAAGAACUUGUGGAAAGAAUCAAACAAGUGGCAACCGAAGCCCAAAAUUGGCACUACAGAGCAAAAUACAACGAGUCAAUAGUCAACAUGUUAAGGUCAAACCUACAACAGGCAUUAGCACAAGGAGUUGACCAGGUCAAAGAAGGGUUUGGUGAUACAGAUUUAGAAAACGAUGCUGUUUCAUCUAUAGACCCGAACAAUUACCUUGGAUUGGCUAAUGGUGGGCCCCGUAAAGAGCGUGAUAAUAACAUGAUAUGCAAAGCAUGCAAUGCGAAUGAGGUGUCGAUUCUGGUGAUGCCGUGUAGGCAUUUGAGUCUGUGUAAAGAUUGUGAUAGGGGUUUGAGUGUUUGUCCCGUGUGCCAAUGUGUGAAAAGCAUCGGUGUUGAAGUGUACAUGUCGUAAAAUAUAGGCAUCAUGGUUGUGGUGUCCCUCAAAGUUUAACUUGUGAAAUACAUUGUGGUUACUCAUAUAUGUUUAAAUCAUCUGGGGGGAUUGUAAUUUUUGCGUCCAUGCAUGACGUGCUUCGGUUUAUACUUCCAUUCAAGUUGA